GGAGUUGGUGCCCCGCCCCCCAGGCCUUGGCGGGGUCAUGGGGGGCCCCCGUUUUGGGCCGAGGGGCGUGCGAGUCGGGGCCCUGCUGCUGCUGGGGUGUUUGGGGCUGGUGUCUGGGCUCAGCCUGGAGCCUGUCUACUGGAACUCAGCGAAUAAGAGGUUCCAGGCAGAGGGUGGUUACGUGCUGUACCCCCAGAUUGGGGACCGCCUAGAUCUGCUCUGCCCCCGAGCCCGGCCUCCUGGUCCCCACUCUUCUCCUAAUUAUGAGUUCUACAAGCUGUACCUGGUUGGGGGUGCCCAGGGCCGCCGGUGUGAGGCGCCCCCGGCCCCCAACCUCCUUCUCACUUGCGAUCGACCCGACCUGGAUCUCCGUUUCACCAUCAAGUUCCAGGAGUACAGUCCUAACCUCUGGGGCCACGAGUUCCGCUCCCAUCACGAUUACUACAUCAUUGCUACAUCUGAUGGAACCCGGGAAGGCCUAGAGAGCCUGCAGGGGGGUGUGUGCCUAACCAGAGGCAUGAAGGUGCUUCUCCGAGUGGGACAAAGUCCCCGAGGAGGAGCUGCCCCCCGAAAGCCUGUGUCAGAAUUGCCCAUGGAGAGAGAACGAGGGGCGGCCCACAGCCUGGAGCCCGGGAAGGAGACUGCACCAGGUGACCCCAGCAGCAAUGCAACCGCCCGGGGUGCUGAAGGCCCCUUGCCCCCUCCCAGCAUGCCCGCUGUGGCUGGGGCGGCAGGGGGGCUGGCGCUGCUCUUGCUGGGCGUGGCAGGGGCUGGGGGUGCCAUGUGCUGGCGCAGACGGCGGGCCAAGCCUUCGGAGAGUCGCCACCCUGGUCCCGGUUCCUUUGGGAGGGGAGGGUCUCUGGGCUUGGGAGGUGGAGGGGGACUGGGACCCCGGGAGGCAGAACCUGGGGAGCUAGGGAUAGCUCUGCGGGGAGGUGGGGCUCCAGAUCCUCCCUUCUGUCCCCACUAUGAGAAGGUGAGUGGCGACUAUGGGCAUCCUGUGUAUAUUGUGCAGGAUGGGCCCCCCCAGAGUCCCCCGAACAUCUACUACAAGGUAUGAGAGUGCCUCCCACC
Ochotona curzoniae (black-lipped pika) is the source of this 1074-nucleotide messenger RNA. It is a transcript of the gene EFNB3, whose product is annotated as ephrin B3. Gene Ontology annotation, biological process: ephrin receptor signaling pathway; axon guidance. Bases 38 to 1060 code for a protein of 340 amino acids. Gene Ontology annotation, molecular function: ephrin receptor binding. NCBI's taxonomy places the organism in Eukaryota, Metazoa, Chordata, Mammalia, Lagomorpha, Ochotonidae. Gene Ontology annotation, cellular component: plasma membrane. The transcript is spliced from 5 exons. The record is from RefSeq and is a predicted model, not a curated record.